GUGCUGGCUCAGUCUGGGCAGCUCUGCUCGCCGUCGUCGCUCGGGGACCGCGGGAUGACACCGCCUCUGCCCGGAUGCACCGCCCUCGGCGUCCUGCCCUCCCGCGUCCCCGGCCGGCCGCCUCGGUCCCGGCUCCCGCUGCGGCUGCUACUGCUGCUGCUCUGGGCGGCCGCCGGCACCCACGGCCACGCGAGGAUCGGACCCCGCGUCUAUGCUGUCUGGAAAGGCCACACAGGGAAGGACCGGCUGGAUUUUGGCUCGGCAGAGCCGCACACCGUGCUUUUCCAUGAGCCAGGCAGCGAUUCCGUGUGGGUGGGUGGACGUGGCAAAGUCUAUGUCUUCAACUUUCCCGAGGGCAAGAACGCCUCUGUGCGCACGGUGAACAUAGGCUCCACGAAGGGAUCCUGCCUGGACAAGCGGGACUGUGAGAACUACAUAACACUCCUGGAGAAGCAGGGCGAGGGGCUGCUGGCCUGCGGCACCAAUGCCCGGCGCCCCAGCUGCUGGAGCCUGGUGAAUGGCACUGCAGAGUCGCUUGGUGAGAGGAGAGGUUACGCCCCCUUCAGCCCGGAUGAGAACUCCUUGGUUCUGUUUGAUGGGGAUGAAGUGUACUCUACAAUCCGGAAGCAAGAAUACAAUGGGAAGAUCCCUCGGUUCCGCCGCAUCCAGGGCGAGAUAGAGCUGUACACCAGUGACACUGUCAUGCAGAACCCGCAGUUCAUUAAGGCCACCAUCGUGCACCAAGACCAGGCCUACGAUGACAAAAUCUACUACUUCUUCCGUGAGGACAACCCCGACAAGAAUCCCGAGGCCCCUCUCAAUGUGUCCCGCGUGGCCCAGCUGUGCAGGGGGGACCAGGGCGGUGAGAGUUCGUUGUCAGUCUCCAAGUGGAACACCUUCCUGAAAGCCAUGCUGGUGUGCAGCGACCCCACCACCAACAAGAACUUCAACAGGUUGCAGGACGUCUUCCUACUCCCUGACCCUAAUGGCAAGUGGAGGGACACUAGGGUCUAUGGCGUUUUCUCCAACCCCUGGAACUACUCGGCUGUCUGUGUAUAUUCCCUUGGUGACAUUGACAAGGUCUUCCGCACUUCCUCACUCAAGGGCUACCACACAGGCCUUCCCACCCCUCGGCCUGGCAAGUGCCUCCCAGACCGGAAGCCGAUACCCACAGAGACCUUCCAGGUAGCUGACAGUCACCCUGAGGUGGCGCAGAGGGUGGAGCCCAUGGGACCUCUGAAGACGCCACUGUAUCACUCUAAGUACCACUACCAGAAAGUAGCUGUCCACCGCAUGCAUGCCAGCCAUGGGAGGACCUUCCACGUGCUUUACCUCACUACAGACAGGGGCACCAUCCACAAAGUGGUAGAGUCAGGGGAGGGAGAACACAGACUGGCCUUCAACAUCGUGGAGAUCCAGCCCUUCCGUCAUGCAGCCGCCAUCCAGGACAUGUCCCUGGACCCUGACCGGCGGAAACUGUAUGUGAGCUCCCAAUGGGAGGUGAGCCAGGUGCCCCUAGACCUGUGUGACAUUUAUGGUGGGGGCUGCCAUGGCUGCCUCAUGGCCCGAGACCCGUACUGUGGCUGGCACCAGGGCCACUGUGUCUCCAUCUACAGCUCCCAAAGGGCAGUGCUGCAGCCUACUAAUCUAGAAGAGCCACACAAAGAGUGCCCCAACCCAAACCCAGAUGAGGCCCCGCUGCAGAAGGUCUCCCUGGCCCGGAACUCUCGCUACUACCUGAGCUGCCCUGUGGAAUCCCGCCACGCCACCUACUGGUGGCGCCAUGGUGAGAAGGUGGAACAGAGAUGCGAGCCCGGCCACCAGAGCCCCACCUGUGUCCUGUUCAUCGAGAACCUCACUGAUGGCCACUAUGGCCACUACUACUGCGAGGCCAAGGAGGACUCCUACCUCCACAAGGCCCAGCACUGGCAGUUGCUGUCAGAGGAUGAGGCCAAGGCCGAGCACCUGCUGGGCCAUGCCCAUGCCCUUCUGGCCUCUCUUUGGCUGGGGGUCCUGCCAACACUCACUCUUGGCCUGCUGGUUCAUUAGGACCCCCUGGGUGGGGCAUGUUGUAGGCUUCUGCAGUCGAAGGGCACUAGAAGAGUCUCACACCUAGAGCCACUCGGCUAGGAGUUCCUUGCCCACCACAGCUUGCAGGGGCACUGCACAGCUCAGCAGGGAAUGUCAGGCCCAGAGAUGGCCGACCACGAGCAGCUGCUGGGCCUGGGUGGGGCGGGGUGGCGGCGGCCAGAGGAUGAAGGUACCAGCUAUGAAGCUGGGACAUCAAUGGCCUGAGACUUUAUCUUCUGCAGACUUCAAAAACUCCCUCUUGAACUUGAAUAAAUGCAGUGAUGCUCCUAGCCCAAGAGCCUGUGGGCCAAAGAGGGGUUAGAAAAGGGGAGCUGGGAUCCCCUUUCUGGACCUUCACUCUGAGGCCUGAGUCCUUCUGGACUCUAUAUUCAGAUCGCCCUCUGACCCUCCCUCCUGCUGCUGCAGGGAGUGGCUGGUAUGCCUGCAGGCCCAGGGCUGCCCUCUCUGGCCCCUGCACCAGCCCUGGGUCCCACUAAGGCAGCCUCCUUGCAUGUUUAUUGAAGGAUGUUUGCUUUCCGGACAGGAGGACGGAAAAAGCUCUAUUUUUAUGUUAGGCAUAUUUCAUGUAUAGCUACUUCUGAUUGCAUCUGUAUGAAAAUACCAAAACUACAUACUUGGGGUAGGGUGGGAAAGGGAGGGGCUGGGAAGGGAUGGGUUGUGGGGAGUCCCGGUCUGAGGCUCUCGGGCAUGGGAUAAGAGUCCAGGGACAUGGCAUGAGUUCAAGAAGAUGGCAUGAGCUGGCUCUGCCCUGGGAGCUCAGGCUGAGGGGGAUAUUUUCCAAGCCCCCCUGUUGGUUAUGGGAGGGGGUGGGGUGAGGGAGACGGGAAAGUGAAGGCAGAAACUGAGACGUAGGUUCAUACAUUCAUUUAGAGGGAGUCCAGUUCUCAGGGGGAGGUUUCAGGACUCUGCCCUUGGCGUUGGGGGUUGGGGGUUGGGGGUCCCUCCCCCCGCCCUCAGCCCCCUUCCCCAGGGGCUGCUCUUCCAUGCUCCCAGCCUCCCACCUUCAGCUCAGGACAUGUUAUAACCAAGGCUAAACUGUGAAUUCCUGUUGGGACAGCCUGGGUCAAGCUCUCCAGCCCUGUCCAUGGAUUUCAGCAGAGAGCUGGGCCUUCUCUGGUGUGUCUGGCCAGCCUGGGGCAGGGCCUGGGGUUGGUGGCCUUCCAGCUUUGGCCCCUGCAUCUCUUUUCAAUGCACUUUAAUGAUAUAACAUAUUACUAAUAAACAAGCUAUUUAUUUA
Messenger RNA from Phyllostomus hastatus (greater spear-nosed bat), 3328 nucleotides. It is a transcript of the gene SEMA7A, whose product is annotated as semaphorin 7A (John Milton Hagen blood group). Gene Ontology annotation, molecular function: semaphorin receptor binding; integrin binding; chemorepellent activity. Lineage: Eukaryota; Metazoa; Chordata; Mammalia; Chiroptera; Phyllostomidae. The record is from RefSeq and is a predicted model, not a curated record. The transcript is spliced from 14 exons. The coding region runs from base 55 to 2049 and encodes 664 amino acids. Gene Ontology annotation, biological process: negative regulation of axon extension involved in axon guidance; axon guidance; positive regulation of cell migration. Gene Ontology annotation, cellular component: external side of plasma membrane.